AUGACAAUUUUAAUUCCAGUAGAGUCACAGGCUGGUUGGGCUUCUAAGAUUGUGUUUAAGGUAAAAAGAUGUGUGUCGUGCUCAAUCACUCAGUCAUGCCUAACUCUGUGCAACCCCAGGGUCUGUGGCCCGCCAGGCUCCUCUGUCCAAGGAAUUCCCCAGGCAAGAAUACUGGAGUGGGUAGCCAUUUCCUUCUCAGGGAAUUUUCUCUACCCAAGGAUUGAACCUACAUCUCCUGCAUUGGGAGGCAAAUCCUUUACCAUUGAGCCACCUGGGAAGCCCCAAGGUGAAAAAACACAUAAGUUAAAAAUUACCCUUGGAAAUCCCUUAAAUUGCCCAUAA
This is a messenger RNA of Rangifer tarandus platyrhynchus (Svalbard reindeer), 342 nucleotides long. The record is from the annotation of a GenBank genome assembly. NCBI's taxonomy places the organism in Eukaryota, Metazoa, Chordata, Mammalia, Artiodactyla, Cervidae.